Messenger RNA from Cavia porcellus (domestic guinea pig), 911 nucleotides. RefSeq names its product S100 calcium binding protein A5 (gene S100a5). Gene Ontology annotation, cellular component: nucleus. Bases 494 to 772 code for a protein of 92 amino acids. The transcript is spliced from 2 exons. Gene Ontology annotation, molecular function: calcium ion binding; transition metal ion binding; calcium-dependent protein binding. NCBI's taxonomy places the organism in Eukaryota, Metazoa, Chordata, Mammalia, Rodentia, Caviidae. The record is from RefSeq and is a predicted model, not a curated record.
CCCCACUUUUAUCCCUGGACUCUCUGCAGUAUCCCCUACUUUUAUAGCAAGGCAUUCCUUGAUAUCAGCUGCUGAGGGUACUGGAAAAGUGGAUGACUAAUGUGGAAACUGCCACUGGAAAACCAGUGUCCAUCUGGAUGGGGGCAGAGAGAACAUUCUGAUCCUAUAUCUUCUCCCCUAUCUGCCACCAGUUCUUUUGGGGAAUCAUCCUGUCAAUUCCCAGGCCCCUUUGUCAACACCUUCUGAGCAGAGGACUCUUCCUUAGGGGAUGUGCAUCUCACUGUUCCAGUUGUUCAGCAUUUUCCUUGGUCUCACAGAACCUGUCCAGACCUGGGUGAACAUUCUUGGUGGAUUUUGGCCUCACUGUGGGUUCAAAUCCCCAGGCCUUGGAAAGAGGGGUGUAGGGGUAGAAUAGUUGUGACUGGGAGCAGAAGGCCUGGCUUCCUGAGGACUGUGAUGCUUCCCUUUACCCACUCCAGAGCUGAACACUGUGAUGGAGACUCCUCUUGAGAAGGCUUUGACCACGAUGGUCACCACUUUUCACAAAUAUUCAGGAAGAGAGGGUAGCAAGCUGACCCUGAGCAGGAAGGAACUGAAGGAGCUGAUAAAGAAGGAACUGAAUCUUGGGGAGAUGAAGGAGAGCAGCAUUGAUGACCUGAUGAAGAGCCUGGAUAAGAACUGUGAUCUGGAGAUUGACUUCAAAGAGUACUCGGUGUUCCUAACCACGCUGUGCAUGGCCUACAAUGACUUUUUCCUGGAGGACAACAAAUGACCUGGACUGCCCUUUGUCGUCCCUGUCACCCCCUUGCCCCUGACUGCUAUAGCUCCUCUCACAGACCCUCUUUGACCCCAUCCCCUCCUCUUUGAUGGAUCCUUCCAUGAGAGGAAAUAAAGAGUUUCCAUUCCAAGCA